GAAUCUACUUUUAUGUCUUACAUACCAGAUGGCGAUUACAAAUACCCUGAUUUGCCCAUCUCAAGAUACAAGGGAGAGAUGCUUUCAUUGAUAGAAAACCACUCAGUGGUAAUUGUACAUGGAUCUACGGGUAGUGGCAAAAGCACACAACUUCCACAGUAUGUUUUGGAUCACUGUGCGCAGCACUCAAUUUAUUGUAACAUUGCAGUUACACAGCCCAGGAGAAUUGGUGCCAGCAGCAUUGCAAGAUGGAUUAGCAAGCAGAGAUCAUGGCCCUUGGGUGAACUUGUAGGAUACCAGGUUGGUUUAGAAAAAGUUGCAACAAAGAACACGAAGCUGAUUUAUAUGACAACUGGUGUCCUCCUGCAGAAAGUAGUUGGAGCCAAAAGUCUUUUGGAGUUCACCCAUAUCUUCAUAGAUGAAAUACAUGAGCGUACAGAAGACAUGGAUCUCUUGCUGUUGGUGAUCCGUAAAUUGCUGCGAACAAAUUCACGAUUUGUGAAGGUAAUUCUGAUGUCUGCAACUAUUGACUGUCAAGAGUUUGCCAACUAUUUUGCACUACCAGUUCGCAACAAAUUGUAUCCAGCCUACGUAUUUCAAGUGGAAGGAAAACCUCAUGUGAUUGACAAAUACUACUUGGAUGAUCUGAAGCCUGUCCUUAGUCAUAUUAAGAUUCCUCUUCAAAUUAUUGAGGAACCACUGAUUCACCCAGUUAUGUACAAAGCUGCUAUUGCUCUAAUACAGUGGUUUGAUGAGCUGGAGACAAAGGAAAAUGGGCAAGGGGAUCGUAAUUUGGAGUUUGUAUCAGAACGUGGCAGUGUCCUAGUAUUUUUACCAGGCUUGGCGGAAAUAACUUACUUGCUUGAGCUUCUCACAAACAUGGUUCACAGGAGGUUACAAGUAUAUCCACUUCACUCCAGUGUCACAUUAGAAGAACAGAAUAAUGUGUUUUUGGCUCCAGUUCCUGGUUAUCGAAAAAUCCUUCUGUCUACAAAUAUAGCACAGAGCUCUGUAACAGUACCAGAUGUCAAAUAUGUCAUUGAUUUUUGUUUGAGUAAAAAUCUUGUUUGUGAUGAGGAUACCAGCUAUCAGAGUUUGAGACUUUGUUGGGCAUCCAAGAACAGCUGUGAUCAGAGGAAGGGUCGAGCUGGCCGUGUGUCUAAAGGAUACUGCUACAGACUCGUAUACAAAGACUUCUGGGCAAACUGUAUACCGGAAAGCACUGUUCCUGAGAUGAUGCGUUGUCCAUUGGAAACUACUGUACUAAAAGUGAAGAUGCUUGACAUGGGAGAACCAAGAGCUCUGUUAGCAACCGCUCUCUCUCCUCCUGUUAGCAGUGAUAUUGAACGCACAAUUCUGCACCUUAAAGAGGUGGGAGCACUUGCUAUUAAUGAUCAUUUUGAAGAAAGAAAUCCUUACGAUGGUGAGUUGACCUUUCUGGGAAAGGUGCUGGCACAGUUACCUGUGAAUCAUCACCUAGGCAAACUAAUAGUUCUUGGACAUGUCUUUGGAUGUCUGGAAGAAACACUUAUAAUAGCUGCAGCCCUCUCUUUGAACAGUUUCUUUGUGAUACCUUUCAAGCAACAUCUUGAUGGAUAUAGGAACAAGCUACAAUUUUCUGGGAACAGCAGAAGUGAUUGUAUUGCAAUUGUUAAUGCAUUUAAGGAAUGGCAAGGAAACAGGCAAAAAGGAAAACUUAGGCAUCCAAAGAUGGCUGAGUUGUAUGAGGACUUGAAAAAAAGAGUUGGUGUAUUCAAUAUGCACGUCAACACUCAUUCUCCCAUCAUGGAUCAAGAGCAUGCAUAUAAGCAGCGUUUUAUUUUGCAGGUGGUGAUUGCUGGAGCUUUCUAUCCAAAUUAUUUUACCUUUGUGCACCAUGAUAAAGAGGUUGCUGUGAGGGAAUUGUCAGGCAGAGAUCCCAAAACAACGGUGAUGUUAAAGAACAUUCCUCACUAUGGCUUCCUGUAUUAUAAGCAGCUGCAAUCUCUGUUCAGACAAUGUGGUCAAGUCAAAUCCAUUGUUUAUGAUGGAACCAAAGCCUUUGUAGAAUUUACUCGGAAUCCUACAGAGCGUUUUAAAACACUUCCCGCAGUGUAUUUCGCUCUUAAAAUGGCACAGAUGAGGAUUCCAUUCGAACUGAACAUCCAUUCCCUAGAGGAGAUAGAGGACAAAAUGGCAGGUGGAAGUAGCACCAUUCUAAGGGACAUGAGAGUGAACAUUGACUUUCAGAAACAUACCGUGACUCCUGUGCAGAAGUUUUGUAAUGCCUUGGAAAAACUGCAGACUAUAAAUAGUCUUGAUUUAUCUAUCUGUGUCACUGAGAUUGUAGAGGUUGGGCACUUCUGUGGAUACAGAACAGAUGAAAGAAGUAUGGCGUUACUGCAAAAUCUGUCUGUUGAGAUCGGUCAGCUGGAGUUGACCUCUUUGCCUAUUCGCCCUUAUCCAGACUUGGUUUGUUUAGCACCUUUCACUGAAUGGGAAAAAGAGACGUACUACCGUUGCCAAGUCCUGUAUGUGUCUGGAGACAGUGCCGAGGUGUUCUAUGUAGAUUAUGGCAAUAGAUCAAAAGUGGCUUUAGACCAGUUACGAGAGAUUCCAGGCGACCUCCGAGAGCUUCCCUUUCAGGCUCUGGAAUUCAAGGUGCGUAGAAUACGUCCCUCUGCAUGGUCUCUUGUUUGUGGAGAACAGUGGAGUUAUGCUGCGAACCAAAGAUUUGCUUCCUUGGUCAGUGGCCAUGUUCUGACGGUGAAGAUUUUCUCAAUUGUCCAUGGCAUCUUGCAUGUGGAUGUGUUUCAAAGCUCUGGCAUUGCGAACAUGGUGAAUAUCUGCACCAUACUUAUUGAAGAAGGCUAUGCAGAACCUGCAGAUGACUCUUAUGAAUCAAAACUAAAUCAUGAAACUCUCAAACAACUGUUUUCAAAGCCAGAAGAGAGUGAGAGGAAUAAAUCUGUAUCCCUCCCGAUGUGCUCAAGAGAAGAGAAUGCCCUGACUGAAAUACUGGAGAGUUGCUCUGCUAAGAGGAUUAGUACCCCAAACUGCAAGGUCACACUACUUGGCCCCUUCAAUGCCUACAACCUAAAAUUCAGCAGUAUGACCAGAAUUUCCAGAUUCAGAACAAUCUUGGUAGAGAAGGAGAGCGUAAACUCUGUGGUUGUAGUUGAUGCUCCUGAGAAUGCAUUUCAACAAAUACUGGUUGCUGCUUCCAUAUCUGUAAAUGCAACAGGCUCAGUAAUGAUGCUAAAGGAAACUUCUCUCAUGCCUCAUAUCCCGGGUCUCCCAGCAUUACUGAGCAUGCUGUUUGCUCCUGUGAUAGACCUCAGGGUUGAUGAAAGCAGAACGAGAUACACAGGUGUCCUAUGUGGUUUGGGCUGGAACCAGUCUCUGGGAAGCCCAGUCCUCCAAGACCAUGACAUGGAACUUGCAUUUGAUGUGCAGAUUGAUGCAGAUGACAUAACACAGAUAAACAUUCUGAGGACAUAUAUUAACAAAUUAGCCUCUGAUGAACCAAAAGGCCUGCUGCAGUUUGACCCUGAGAAAAUUGCCCAAUUGCAGAAUACAGCUCGCGAAAAGCUUUUAAGCUUGAUUUGCAAAUCAAAACCUCGUGAAGCUGUUCCUCCCACGUGGUAUAAGAAGUCAUACGAAUGGACCCAGGUGAGAUCAUCACUUAUUAUUGAUCAAUCUGAUCAACCAGCUGUAAUCAGGAAAAAUUCCUCUCUAUUCCAGUUGCAUAAGUUGGUGUUAUUAAAUGCCUAAAUUCAUGUUGGAAGACGUUCUGUUGUUAAUGCCUUUA
Thamnophis elegans (Western terrestrial garter snake) is the source of this 3790-nucleotide messenger RNA. RefSeq names its product tudor domain containing 9 (gene TDRD9). Gene Ontology annotation, molecular function: RNA binding; ATP binding. Lineage: Eukaryota; Metazoa; Chordata; Lepidosauria; Squamata; Natricidae. The record is from RefSeq and is a predicted model, not a curated record. The coding region runs from base 13 to 3753 and encodes 1246 amino acids. Gene Ontology annotation, cellular component: intracellular anatomical structure. The transcript is spliced from 34 exons.